AUGAAGACGCAGCUCUGUGGUUUCAGGUUGGAGCGUCUUCCUCCUCAGCAGGAAGUUGCUCGUCUGACUGUGAGUCCCAGCAGCUCUCAGUUCUUUAAAGGAGACUUUGUGCCUCUGAGCUGUGAGGAGGACGACAGCUCUGCUGGAUGGACUCUGAGGAGAAACACAAGCAAACAACAGAGGACUCAGUGUGGAGAUGGGUGGGGAGAAGGAGCUGGUUCUUCAUGUAACAUCACUGUAUUCCCUCAUGACAGUGGAGUUUACUGGUGUGAGUCCAGAGAGGGUCCCAUCAGUAACAUGGUUAACCUGACAGUCACUGGUGGAUCAGUGAUCCUGCAGAGUCCUGUCCUCCCUGUGAUGGAGGGAGAUGACGUCACUCUGCUCUGUAAAACAAAGACCACUCCCUCCAACCUCCCAGCUGCUUUCUAUAAAGAUGGCUCCCUCAUCAGGAAGCAGCCUACAGGUCACAUGACCAUCCAGCAUGUUUCCAGGUCUGAUGAAGGCCUCUACAAGUGUGACAUCAGCGGUCAUGGAGAGUCUCCAUCCAGCUGGAUCACUGUCACAGGGGAACACACCACCACACCUCCACCUACAUCCACACCUCCACCUGCAUCUACCCCUGUUCCGGCUGCAGUGAGAACAUAA
This is a messenger RNA of Pelmatolapia mariae (spotted tilapia), 645 nucleotides long. Its product is annotated as Fc receptor-like protein 5. The transcript has 4 exons. Gene Ontology annotation, molecular function: transmembrane signaling receptor activity. Lineage: Eukaryota; Metazoa; Chordata; Actinopteri; Cichliformes; Cichlidae. The coding region runs from base 1 to 645 and encodes 214 amino acids. The record is from RefSeq and is a predicted model, not a curated record. Gene Ontology annotation, biological process: cell surface receptor signaling pathway. Gene Ontology annotation, cellular component: plasma membrane.